This is a messenger RNA of Haemonchus placei, 1068 nucleotides long. The record is from the annotation of a GenBank genome assembly. NCBI's taxonomy places the organism in Eukaryota, Metazoa, Nematoda, Chromadorea, Rhabditida, Trichostrongylidae.
UUGGCACGGGAUGAACGAUUCGGCCUUAUGCAUGCUUCAACGGUUUCAUGUAUAAUCACAGGUAUCAAACCGAUGAUCAACAUAUUUCUUAUCGGACUAUUCGUCAUCCGUGUACGGGAGCAUAUGCGGUUGAUCAAGACAUUGGACACAAUCGAUUUCUGUUUUCGUAGUGCCUUUCACGUAUCACCACCGACUCGAUUUUAUGUGGCCGUAUUUUUUGUUAUUGUCGGGUUUUUCACUGUGAUACCAUUUACGUUCAAGGUCGUCGAAUUCAUCUACACUGAUCAAAAGUUCGGUUCAAGCGUUAUACAGGACACGGCAUUUAUUAUCGUGCCCACAUUAUCCCUAUGGAAUAUCAUCCCAUUGCUUUACUAUCAUUUAUACAAUCGCCUUGUCCGAUUCUAUUGCAGGACACUUGUAAAAUCGCUCGAUCUCGAACAUCGUAAAAGACGUUUUAGCCUCAAAUUUUACUACGAGCAAUUUUUACGGAUCACUAGUGCUCAGGAAGCCGUUGGUAACCUAUUCAACCCUUUUAUUUUGUUCUCGCUGGCUUGGUCAAUGCUCGUACUGUGCCUUACCAUAUAUUUCAUAACGCAACCACAUUCUAGCCUGUUGGAGCCGAUAUCGCCAGAACAGAUUACGGUACCGGAAAUUAGGAUUCGAUUGACCCGCAGCGUUCACUUUACAAUUUGUUGGGCCGGUCUGCAGGUGUUAGUGGCUCUGAUGCAUAUCGUCAUCAUAUGUCACACAGGAAUGAAUACAAACGAGACGACUCGUGGUGUUGUGACAGCUGUGCUACGGAUUGUACCAGACGCAAACGCUGACCUUGAUAGAUUUCAGAUCUCAUGUUUUGUGCACAAAAUGUCAACGCAAUUCAUGUGGGGAAUGACUGUCUGGCGAGCGUUCCCUCUUGAAAGAACCACCUUCUUCACGCUUGUUUCUGUGAUCGUAACCUACGCCUUUCUGUUGCUGAAGCUCAAGGAGAAUCCGGCUAUGACGCCUAUCACUCGACAAUUCAUCAUUCAUAAUAAUGGCUCAAUGGUAUUCACUACCACCUUAUCGCCUUGA